AAAGAAAAGUGGAAGGAGAAAGGAAAGAGAACCAAGAAGAGUCAAAAGCUAGGUAGAGUCUCUUCGUGGAAGGCGUUCAAAUUAUAACAUUAUUUCUCUAUUCUUUGGGCUAGUGUAAACAUUUCGUCGUCAAAUAAAAUUAACAAGAUGCCUAAUAUUAAGCUGCAAAGUUCUGAUGGAGAAGUAUUUGAAGUAGAUGUAGAUAUUGCAAAAUGUUCUGUUACGAUAAAAACUAUGUUAGAAGAUCUUGGCAUGGAUGAUGAGGAAGAGGAAGCCGUUCCCUUGCCCAAUGUAAAUUCUGUUAUUCUAAGGAAAGUAUUACAAUGGGCAACCUAUCAUAAAGAUGAUCCACCACCACCUGAGGAUGAUGAAAAUAAAGAAAAACGUACUGAUGAUAUUAGUUCUUGGGAUGCUGAUUUCUUAAAAGUUGAUCAGGGCACACUCUUUGAAUUAAUUUUGGCAGCUAAUUAUCUUGAUAUUAAGGGACUCUUAGAUGUUACGUGCAAAACUGUCGCUAAUAUGAUUAAAGGCAAAACUCCUGAAGAAAUUCGUAAAACAUUUAACAUUAAGAAUGACUUUACAGCAUCCGAAGAAGAACAAGUUCGCAAGGAAAACGAAUGGUGCGAGGAGAAAUAAAGCCAAAGGAUCUUUUUAAAAUAUUUAAUUUUAGUAUUUCAAAUUGUUAUGUUUGGGUCUUUCUUUCAUCUUUUUUCCUUCAUUCUGUCCUAUAAAACAUUUUUGUUACGGAAUACAUGCAAAAAAUUUACAUGAAACCACAAUUUCAUUGAUGAUGUGCUUAAAUGGUAUAAUUAAACAAGUUGACUACGUUUUAUUUAUCUACUUUAAUCCAAUAGAUUAAAUAUAUGUAAAUAUUUUAUGGCAAAUAUUAAUUAAAUUUCUACAUACUG
Molecule: messenger RNA, 908 nt
Organism: Polistes canadensis
Lineage: Eukaryota; Metazoa; Arthropoda; Insecta; Hymenoptera; Vespidae
Gene: SkpA
Product: S-phase kinase-associated protein 1
Exons: 3
Coding region: 148-636 (162 amino acids)
Biological process (GO): SCF-dependent proteasomal ubiquitin-dependent protein catabolic process
Cellular component (GO): nucleus; cytoplasm
Molecular function (GO): cullin family protein binding
Source: RefSeq, a predicted model, not a curated record